This is a messenger RNA of Condylostylus longicornis, 1614 nucleotides long. RefSeq lists its product as uncharacterized. Lineage: Eukaryota; Metazoa; Arthropoda; Insecta; Diptera; Dolichopodidae. The transcript is spliced from 10 exons. The coding region runs from base 1 to 1614 and encodes 537 amino acids. The record is from RefSeq and is a predicted model, not a curated record.
AUGGAAGCGGAGCCAAAUUGGGACUUGCAGGAUUGGCUGGUGCGUUCGUCUUCGGUAAUUUCUUUUUUAUCUAGUCUUUCCUUGACAGGCUUUGAUGAGACUGGAUAUGGAAGCGGAGCGCUUGAUGAAUUCGGCCAACCGAUUCCAGACGAAGUCCUUCUCGCUCAAGCACAGUCCCAAGCAGGUCCACUGGGAGACUUCUUCUCAGAUGAAGCCUUCGCAGAAUUAGCGGGAGGAUUCAAAGGAACAGACGGAAAGUUUUUGGCGAUGACUGCGUAUGGCGCGGUGCCACUUCCGGAUCAAAUGCUGAAAUCCAUUCCAGAAAAACUUGUUUCGCGGCCGAUAGUGCAAGAGCGGGAUAUUUUUGUGUUGAAACAAGAAGAAAGGACUCGAGUGGUCGAGCGAGACUACACUCAGUUUGAGCACUCGUUUGUGGACAUUCCUAAAGCUCUGGUUGUUGACAAAAUUGAGUUGCAAAAAAGAACAAGAAUCAUCGAAGUUCCACAUUUCAACUAUAAGCCAAUCGUUGAGGACAAAAUUGUAGAGAUCCCACUUGGAAUCAAAUACGUUGAAAUUCCGAUUGAAGUCGCUUGCCGGGCUCCCCCGCGCAUCGUCCCUGUCCCAAAACCGCACAUCGUCGAGCGUAUCAUCGAAACAACAAAGCCUGUCGUUCAAGAAAAGAUCAUUGAGGUCCCAGAAGUCGUUCGGAGAAAAGUGAGCGGACGUGUGAAUCCAAGCGCAAUUGGUCUUUGCAGGGAUUCAGGAAAACGACCAGAUCAAUUAGGAGAGAGAAGCGACGCCGCAACGGCUUGGGGAUCUGAAGUGGAGGAGAGACGUAAGAGACUGUUUGGUGCGUCGCAAUUCAAGCAUUUUGUAGGAACGACUUUCCAAGGAUAUCCGUCACCGUAUCAAGGAACGGCUCCACCUCAAUUUGGAGGACAACCCGCAUUCCCACCUCCAGCUGGUAAAGCACGAGUUUCUAACUUCCCUAUGCUCCGCGCUUACAUCAAAGAUGAUGCUUUAGUCGUUCAAGAAGCAGGAGUUCCCGGAGAACCUCAAACGUUCUAUCUAACACAAGGAAUCAGACACGUUCAACUGCCAUAUGAAGCCGAAAUUGAAGUAGCUGUUGUGGAACAAGAAGAAGUCCCAGAAGGUGUUCCAAUUGCACAGCCCCAUGUUCGAUACAUGGCUCCUGGCAGUAGAGCCUUAGCAUAUAACGACGGACGAAAAACGUCGUCGCGUGGGGAUCCCCAGGAUGCAAUCUAUGCAGGACCUAUGGACCCAAUUGUGUCACACGCAGCACCGGGAAUGCGAGCGAUUGAAUUCAAAACUAAAGGGUAUGAGCCAGAUAUCUUGACUCAACAAGGGGUUAUAAAAUAUUCGAAGUUUGAAUGCUGUUUGUCGAAAGACGAGGAGCACGAUCGACCGGAAGCCCCUGUAUCUGAGCCACCUCCGUUACCAAGUGACUUGGAUGAGUUCUACCGUACGAUGGAAUCCCGUCCACUUUGGAGGCCGUACCAGGGGCGAGAACAGAAACUAGAAGACAAGGAGAAAUCAACAGAAGAUGAGGAUGUGGUCCCAAAGUAUAUUGACGCUACAAUGCCGUGGACAUAA